GUGCGUUUACAUUUUAUUUCGAAGGGUGACCGGAUACACGAUAGUCUUUUCCGGUUUUGAAAACGGAAGUAAUAUGUUUGAUUUAGAUGAAUGAAUUGUUGUCGUGCAAAUUGUGUACUUGCUAAAUUAAACAUGAACUUUAAAAUACGUGCUGCAACCACAGUCGACUGUAAAGACAUAUCGAGAAUGAUAAUGGAGUUGGCGGUUUAUGAAAAGAUGCCUGAUGAAGUCAAAAUAUCUCGUGAAGAACUGGAGCGUGAUGGCUUCUGCCAGAAUCCCUUCUUCCAAUGUUUUGUUGCUGAAGUACCUGACGAGAAUAAACCCAAAGAAGGGUUCGCGAUAGUUGGAUAUGCCCUGUACUUUUCCAUCUACAGUACAUGGACGGGACGGUCCAUGCAUCUAGAGGAUUUAUAUGUGAUGCCACAAUUUAGAGGAUUUGGCAUUGGGAAAGGUUUACUGACCGCAGUCGCUAAGGUGGCCAAAGAGAAGCAGUGUGCACGCUUGCAGUUGAACGUGCUGGACUGGAACACUCCAUCACGAGACUUCUAUGCUGCUAAAGGAGCUGAGGAUCUCACUGCUAAUGAAGGCUGGCACUUGAUACGUUUUCAAGGGCAAAACUUAGACGCUCUGGCGAUUGAAACCCCAAAGAAUUAAAAGGGAUUCUUUUUUUGUUGUUGUUUUCAAUGUAGCAUGUCAGCUCUUUUAUUUUUGCUUUAUGUGCCAUGAUUCCUGUAGUGUAAUGUGAUACUGGAGGAAAAAAAAUCCUUGUUUUUCUCAUCUUUUUAAUAACAUGUCAAACAAUAACUAUAGCAGAAUACAAUUGGUCUAUUCAGGAACAGAUCAUCCCUCUAACAAAUGUUAUUAUAUCUGUCCAGCAGAGGGUACACGCACCAAAAUAAACUUUCUGGAAUGAUCUGCACACGUUCA
Molecule: messenger RNA, 927 nt
Organism: Entelurus aequoreus (snake pipefish)
Lineage: Eukaryota; Metazoa; Chordata; Actinopteri; Syngnathiformes; Syngnathidae
Product: thialysine N-epsilon-acetyltransferase-like
Exons: 6
Coding region: 91-654 (187 amino acids)
Molecular function (GO): N-acetyltransferase activity
Source: RefSeq, a predicted model, not a curated record